Clarias gariepinus (North African catfish) is the source of this 5739-nucleotide messenger RNA. RefSeq lists its product as uncharacterized. Gene Ontology annotation, molecular function: protein binding; RNA polymerase II cis-regulatory region sequence-specific DNA binding; DNA-binding transcription factor activity, RNA polymerase II-specific. Lineage: Eukaryota; Metazoa; Chordata; Actinopteri; Siluriformes; Clariidae. The transcript is spliced from 7 exons. Bases 966 to 4130 code for a protein of 1054 amino acids. Gene Ontology annotation, biological process: regulation of transcription by RNA polymerase II. The record is from RefSeq and is a predicted model, not a curated record.
GAGAAGUUCGGUUGACAAGCCGUAACCAGCAGAAGGUGACGAGUUUAAAAAAUUGGAUUAUUUGAUCGUGUGCUUGGAGUUUACGUCGCGGGAACGCUCGGAGUGUCCAUUAGAGGAGCAGGACCGCGUUUGGAUUUCCGUCACUUUUUUAAAAAGUCUCCCUCUCCCGUCUCGUUGAGGACUCGUAGGUCGUUGGACUCCCGAUGCUGGGCGACGGAGAGCUUCAGCAUGUUGCUACAGAGUUAAAGAAACCACAAGUUAACACGAGACGGGAAGAGGCUCUGUGCUGAGCUGAGCUGAGCUGUGCUAGCUGGCUACAUGUGCUAUGUGUGAAUUUGUAACUGGAGCUGACAGAGACCGAGAGCUUAUCGUUUUUAAUUUAUUUUUGAAGCAUAAUUAAUAUUAUUUUAAGUGCAAGAGCAGAACAAAUACAUUUCUACAAUAUGGUUUUACCCUAAUUUUCCCGGAAAACUAAUUUUAUUUAGGGAGGUUUCUGGUGUUAAUAUUGACACUUAUGUGGAUGAGAGUACAGACAGUGAUGGUUUUAAUUUGCAGCAGAUUGUCAAAGAAACUCGUAUAAAGUUGUUGGGGAAUGUGUUUGAGGUCGGUGCUGACUCUGAGUGAGUGAGGACUGAUGUUUGGACCCCUACAAUGCCCUGAUGGAGUUGUGUUGCUUAUCAUAAGUCUCUCUCUCUCAAACACACGCACACACACACACACACACACACACAGAGAUGGAUGGAUUUCCCUAUUGCACCCUUUCAUGAGCACAUCAUGAAAAGUUUCUGAAGUGACCCUUUGGAGCAUCCCUAAUUUAUAGGGGUUAGGUUAUUUCCCAUGUUGUGUUGCAUGCAUGUCCACAGAGGGUAUAAACAAGCAUAGCGUUAGUUUCGUUUAGAAAAGAAGAGAAAAAAAAAAAAAAACAACAGAAGAAGAAAAGCGAUUGAACCAGGAAGCCGGCGGAAAUGGCCGGGCAGAAGUGCACGUACAGCGCGCGCGACGCCGCGGAUGACACUUUGUGUCCCAGGGAGCGACAGGAACAUUUCCCUGGCUGCCUCCUCAGUGGCGCCUCCUCUUCCUCAUCCGCCUCUUCGUCGCCCUUCUUCGAGACCAUCGGCGGGUUGCUGUACCGUAAAAAGUUAGAGAAAGGCUGCGUGCAGUACCGCGAGGUGCUGGCAGAGGACAGGCGGCUGUACUCCAUCCAGGCUUUUCACGCGAGGACGCCCGGGAUCCCUCACCACACCCUGGAGGACACCUACCGGCUGGUCGCAGAGCACUACUGGUGGGAAGGAAUGUACUUUCAGGUCAGAGACUUUGUUCUGGGCUGUGAAGAAUGUCAUCUGAAACAGGCUGAAAAAGCACAGUGUUCAAGUUUGAGGAACAUGUCUAAGAUCAUUAAAUCACACAGUCAUGAAGUUCUGAGCAAGCUGAAUAGCCAGCGAGAAGCUGGACUGUUCUGUGACAUCACACUGAAAACUGGUAGUGGCCACUCGUUUGUUGCCCACAAGGCGGUGUUGGCAGCUGUGAGCGAGUAUUUCCAGGAACUAUUUACUGAAAUGGACUCCACCACUGAACCUCAGCCACAUGUUGACCUCACGGGUUUUAGUGAGGAGAGCUUACUUGCUUUGCUUGAGUUUUCCUACACGUCCACCCUGACUUUGAACUUGGGCACACUGACCGAGGUAGCAGCAAUGGCUCGCCACCUUCGCAUGUGGCCCGCUCUGGAGGCCUGUUUUGCUCUACAGCAUGAGCAAGACGAUGGACAUCAAUCCUCCAAACUGCUAAAUCCCUUGGGAACACCCUCUGUAAUGGCUGGGCUUUCCUCCAUAAAAUCCUUGAGAAAUCAAAGGUCCCUCUUAGGAAGGACGGCAGGGUUUAAAAGAAUAAGGGAGCAGGAACAAUUGGGACCCUCAGGGCCAUCCUAUUUCAGCACGUUGCAGAGCAGAUUACAUGUAGUAGAUGGGACUGAUGAAUCUGACAGUGAUCAAAGGUUACCUGCCCAGUGCCUACUCCAGACAGAGGAUAAUGGCUUUCCUUGCAGCCCAACUCGCAGGAUGAAACUUAUGGACUUUAAAUCUCCAUCCAGCAAAAGGAAAUUGUCUCCUCGCUCCUUAGCGUCAGUCAUCCAAACAUCUCCCUCUACUUCCACUCGAUCCUCCUCACCAUCCCGCCGACUGCUUCGCUCCACACCAGGAGCUGCACUAGCUCUGCGUAGGCUUCUACCCAAAAUUGACCUCUCUUCCAAGAGGAAGAGAAAGUCCCCCUCUUGUCAGCGGAUAUACAGGGUAAAGAGUGAUAUCUCUGUGCAACCUUCCCGAUCUCAGCCAAGUUCAGUUAUCACAGUGAAGGUGAAACAGGAGGCAGAGGAGGAUGAAGUGCACAGUGCUAUCCCGCAGGAUGAAGUGCACAGUCCUCGUGCUCAGGAAAAAUAUCGACUACUUAGUUUCCUUGGCUUGCAGCGGAAGUCCCUCGUGCCUGGUCCAGAAGAGCUCUCUGGCUGGGGGCAGAAAAAGAGACUUAGGAAGUUGAAAGUAAGUGACUACUCUCUGACAGUCCGACGCAAACCCCGUACACAAAGUCUAGGGGGAGUUGCCUCUGGCUUAGGAGGUUUAGUGGGAGUCAGCCCCUCUAUGUCCCUCUGUGACAUGACCAGAAUGGAUCUUCUAAAGAAAGUGAUAAAAGCAGAACCCCAUGUCACCACGGAUAAGAAAUUCAAACGGAAAAACUAUGCAGCUGGUCAAGUGGAGAAUUUGAGUGUUAGGACUACACGCAGCCAAUCAAUGAAGGAAGACUCAAGAGGAACUCUUAAUGAGCGGCCGUUAAGAAACCGUAGUAGCAGCCCAAACAAACCAUUACCUCGACCUCCAGGCAAGGGAAGGGUUAAAGCGCAAGGAGUCCAUGCCUCCCCAAAGAAAGCUACAACAAAGACAAAACAGGAACCCCAAGAGUAUGCCAUCUCACAAACUGCCCCCUCUCACAGUGGUAGCCGACGCAGUCGGGGACUCACAGUAGCCCCUUCUAAAGCCAGCGUAUCUGCUCGCAAGAGUGCUCCACCAGCAGACCGUUCUCUAAGAAUCACUACCACAGAAUCAAAACGCAUGCUGCGCUACAACGUUGGACGUUCGACCACAGACAAGCGCAAAGGUGCAAGACAAAACAAGUCAGUCCAGGAAAAGUCAAAACAAAUAAGUGGAGUGUGUAAAGCAAAUAGUGUCAGAGAGAACAAAAAAAAUACAGCACCCAGAAAGAGAACAGAGGACAAGGUGGCAGAUCUUCAGGGUACACGUGGUUGGGAUUUUUCCAAUACAAACCACGAGCACUACAAUAAUCCACUGUACAGGGUUAUAAAAGAAGAGCCAGCAGAUCCUCUCCCUCUGACUCAACCCUUUCUAAAUAGUGAUGCUUCUGACCUGGGUAAACGUCAAAGCAAACCACCCGUGAAACUCUUGGACCAAGGUUUUCUCUUCGGCCUUUGUCGACCAUCAGGUGGAAUCAAGAGGGAGGAGGAGAGUGUGGACAUCUGUUUGACUCGCUCAGUCUCUCACAGUAGUGCUUCCCAUAGCAACACAUCUCCAGGCAGUGUCAGAAGGGACCGGAUAAGAGCAAGGAUCACGCCAGAGGCAUCUGGGUUAAAUGGACCUCACUGGGCUGGGCUUGGCAGCAGGUCUACUUCCUCUUCUCAAAGGGUGCUUGUCCGAGUGAAGAAGGAAGAAGAAAAUAUAGAUGUUUCCCAGCAGUCAAAGACUAACAGGAGGUUUAUACAGCUCAGAGACAGCAAAGGGAGUUGUAAAGUUAAAAAAGAGGCACCAAAGACAAAGAAUGUAAACAAGUUGUAUCCCGUGAGCAGUCGGCGCACUGUUAUGCUGGAGUCCAUCCGACGUGCUCGCUUCAACCAGAAAAAGGGUCCUCGCAGUCAGUCCUCAGGCGGAGCCCACACGUGCCUGCAGUGUAGAGCGUCUUACAGAGACUGUGAUGGCCUCAUCAUGCACCGGAUUAGGCACAUUGAAGGCAAACAUUGGCCGUGUCCUUUGUGCAGUAAGACAUUCUUCAGACAAAAAAAUGUGAGAAACCACAUAAGGACACAUAAUCCCAAACUCUACAAAUGCCGUCAGUGCAUUGCUUCUUCUUAAGGUGGAGAACACUGGGAUAAAAUAGUGAAGACAAAGGCUGACUUUUUUUUCCCUUUUGUUUUUAAAUUAAAUUCUGUUUGGAAAUAUGAAACUGUAAAUGACCGAAUGUGUUACAUGAGAAUGAAGUUCAGUCUAUAGAUGUAAUUAUGGUUAUUGGUAAUUUGUGCUCUUUUUUUCCCAGUACAAUAAUAGUAAUUGUUUAUUUAAAUAACCAGACUAAAGAUGUUUUGCAGUUUAGAUAGAUGGGGAACUUGAACAAUUGAUGUUUCUCUCAGGGGAUGGAGCCUGAUGGUAAUGGCGAUAUUUGUAAAUGAGGAUUGUGUAGAAUGCUUUAAAAAGAUUACUACUAUUGUAAUUACUGCAAUUAUAAUAUUAUUGUUAUUACAUGUAUUUUUAUAAAUAGUAUAAUCUUGAGUGCACUUAAAAAGUAGCUUUGUUUUCAAACCUAAGAAUACUUGUCAAGUGGUCAGGUGAGAGUUCUGGGAUCUACUUGAAUGGGGGCCGAGGUGGAGCUUUCGAUCUUCCUUUGGCCCAAGGUAAUUUGAUAAUAAUAAAUUAGAAAGUGGACAGGACAGAGGUUACUGGCACUGAAUCAUUCUCUAAAUGAAGAGGGAGGGUUGAAAGAAAGAAGAUUUAUAGCUAUUGACUGUAAAUGAAAAUGCCUGUCUUUGCUUAUAUUUGCCAUCUUUAUCUUUACCAAGAGGCAGAUUUUAAAUCUGUUUUAAAAUAAGGGAAUCCCAACAGGUCUAAAUGUGACUUUUUACAAUGUCAAAUGUGUUUCCUGUAUAUUGCUGUUUUGGAAAUUUGUUUUUAAUGAGGCAAUUUAAUAUCUUCUCAGAUUGAGAGAUUUUUUUUUUAGAUCCAAAGCUUCCACAGGAUUUAAUGCAGUGAAGUUGUAUGAAGUUUAAAAUGUAGUGAUUUUAGUCUAAAACUACAAAUGUUUUCAAACUGUUAAAACAAUAUCAAUAUAAAUAAAUUUCGAAUUUUACUCUGCACCUGUGUGGCAAUAUUGUCAUACCACAAAAUAUAGUGAUGUCAUUUCACUAAUUAAGAGUCGAAGCACAUAAGAAAAUUGCGUCUUACUAUCUUUUUUUCUUUUUGUGUGUGUGAUUUGGACCUCUUUUGUAUUUCUGCUAAUCUGUGGUGUCUUUUAAUAUUUGUAACUUUUAAGUCUUUUGCAUUGAUGGAAUGAUGGGAUGUUACUAUAAGAUGUAAGCCAUGAGGAAGUGCAGCCCACUGUCACAACUUAUUUAAAAAUCCUGUUUACAUAUGCAUGACAUGCUUAUUGUAGCAAGAAGCAUGAAAUACAUGAAAAUGUAUGUGUACUAUCCUGCAUUAAAAAUAUGAUGUGGGCUGCAAAAUAGUCAGUUAUUUUAUCUUUUCCAAUAAAAUUUAGAAAAAUAAAAUGGAAAAUAAACAAUUAAAGGUUACAUGGAAGCCCAAAUUUAAAAGAUCUUUAUGUGAGAGCUGCUUGGUAAUUUGCAUUUAACUAACAAGCACUUUUAUGCCCAUUUUAUUACUUUUAACUUCAUGCAUGUUGACUGGACAUGACUUUUAUUUUAUUUAGACUGUAGAUGGUUAGUUGUAGUUAAUUAAAAGUGAGUGAUGU